Aedes aegypti (yellow fever mosquito) is the source of this 3253-nucleotide messenger RNA. RefSeq names its product anoctamin-1. Gene Ontology annotation, cellular component: plasma membrane. The record is from RefSeq and is a predicted model, not a curated record. Gene Ontology annotation, molecular function: protein dimerization activity; chloride channel activity. Lineage: Eukaryota; Metazoa; Arthropoda; Insecta; Diptera; Culicidae. The transcript is spliced from 6 exons. The coding region runs from base 210 to 2939 and encodes 909 amino acids. Gene Ontology annotation, biological process: chloride transmembrane transport.
AUCCCAAGCAAAGCCGGGAAUUUCGGAGCAUAAUUCUGUGCUUUCAUUUUAUUUUUUCAGUUCGGUUUGAACAUCGGAAGCGGUCGUCUGGGAAAACGAAUCGAUGGGCUUCAACUGUGUUUGGGUUAAUGUGCUAAAGUUAUAAAACAGGAGUGAUCAUUAGUUUUGAAUAGUUGAAGUGGUUGGCUAUCGGGAGUUUUUUAUGUACAAUGGGUGAAAAUGGAGACUUCCAACACUGCCACAGGACCAAGAGGAACCUAAAGUUCAAAGAUGGGAUACGAACUGUGGAUUUCGUUCUGACACGAAACCUAGAUCAUGCCGAAAAACAGGUCAGGCGUUGUUACUUCGAGAAGAACGUAACUGAAGAGGGCCUGCAGAUCGAGCCGGAUGACUUCGAAGAGUUUUUCGCCAAUAAUCCCUUCCCUGACCAUCACGCCGCAACACUAGAUAAGAGAGAUGAAUCCACUGUACAGACCCUGCGGGUCGAGUCGUGUGACUCCAAAAAGGCCCGGUUCACCAAAAUACACGUACCUCAGGAAACGCUUCUGCGUUAUUGCGAAAUCAUGCGUAUAAAAAUGAAAGUCAAUUUAUCAGGAUUAGAGAAGGAUCAGCAAUCGGCUGAUGGUCACCUCAAUAAUGUGAACAGCAGACGAGUGAGUUUGACGGGAACGUUGCGAAAGGUCCUCCCGAAAACGAUGAUUGAUUUUUUGAACCUUAAUGAGUCGGAAGGAAACCCGAUCCUGUAUGAGUAUUCUCGCGGGAAGGAUUAUUUGUUCGGGGGAAAUGUUGCAAUGUCCGUUGCGCCGACUGUUCGGACAGCGGUAGCCCACUAUAUCCUGGAGAGAACGAACUGCGGAGACAAGAAAGAUGAUCCUUUCGACACCGGGUUGACGAAGUUGCUGGAGGAGGGAGUGUAUCUGGAUGCGUUUCCUCUGCAUGAUGGCAAUUUGGAACCGGCCGAGGAAUGCAAGAGAACGUGGUUACUCCAGGAGUGGGCUUCCAUGGUUCACUGGAUAAAAUUGCAGCCGUUGACGGAGGUAAAGGACUACUUCGGAACGCACGUCGGGAUGUACUUCGCCUGGCAAGGCUUCUACACGAACAUGCUGAUCUGGGCCUCUUCUGCCGGGCUGUUGUGCUUCUUGUUCGGGCUGGUCACAUUUCGGAGCAACCAGGUCAGUCAGGACAUCUGCAGGGAUAACUCGACGAUCAUGUGCCCGCAGUGCGAUGCCAUAUGCGACUAUUGGAAGCUGGGAGAUACCUGCUUGUCAUCACGUCUGGCUUACCUGUUCGAUAACAAGCUUACGAUCUGGUUUGCGCUGUUCAUGUCCGUUUGGGCAUCGGUUUAUCUGAAAAUGUGGAAGCGAUACGUUUCGCAUCUUCAGCACAAGUGGGGCGUCCGAGAUUACGACGCUCAGGUGGAACCGCCAAGGCCACAGUAUCUCGCGCGGCUACUGGAACGCAACAGCAAGAACACCAACAGCGCCUCCAUGAACGGGGUUGAUGAGCAGACUGUUAAGGCAGACUGUGCCAAGACUGUCCUGAACACCUACACCGGAAAGAAGGAACCCGCCCCACGCUUCUGGUCGACAAAGCUGCCCAGCCUACUGUACAGUUACUCCGUGAUUUUGCUCUUCAUUGGACUUGCGGUCGCUGCCGUCUUCGGGUUCGUAAUCUACCGGAUGUCCCUGUUGACGGCGCGUCACAUCUACGGAGAUCCAGCGGACGUGGCCAACAAGCGGCUCAUGUUCUCCGCUGUGGCAGCCAUUAUCGAUUUGGCACUUUCGAUAGCGCUGGACGUCGCUUACAAUGCGGUGGCCGUUCGCAUGACCAACAUCGAAUACCAUCGGACCCAGAACGACUACAACGAAAGUCUGAACCUGAAGGUGUUCCUUUUCCAGUUUGUCAAUUACUACAGUUCGAUCUUCUACAUCGCUUUUCUGAAGGGGAAGUUUCCUGGAUACCCGGCAAAGUAUAACCGGAUUUUGGGCUUCCGGCAAGAAGAGUGCCAACCCGGGGGUUGUCUGAUGGAGCUAAGCGUUCAACUGGCCAUUAUCAUGAUCGGCAAGCAGACUGUGUCGCUGAUUCGGGAUUUCUCUAUUCCUUAUUUUGUGAAACAGUACCGAGAGUGGAGAAAGCGGAAUUCGAAGGAAGAGGAUGAUUCGGUUGAUAGCAACGAGUAUACUGAGGAUGAUUCACUGAUCAGCUGGAACGAGCGUUGCCGUUACGAUGAUUAUGUGAAGAUGGUGAUUCAAUAUGGAUUCAUUACCAUUUUUGUGGUAGCUUUUCCACUGGCACCGCUCUUUGCCCUGCUGAACAAUGUGUUCGAAACGCGUCUGGAUGCGAUGAGAUAUCUCAAGUUCUAUAAGCGGCCGGUCCCGAAACGGGUUCGAGACAUCGGCAUGUGGUACGACAUCAUGGACGUAAUCGCCAAAAUGGCUGUCGUAUCCAGUGCAUUCAUCAUCGCCUUCUCGUCAACCUUCAUCCCCCGACUGGUCUACAUGAGUGUCGUCAACCGGAACAAAACCGACGAGGGUUUCCUCAAUCACACCUUGGCCUAUUUCAAUGUUGAACACUUCCAAGCGGGCGCCGCACCGCUCGUGACCAAGUUCCACAACAUAUCGAUGUGCCGCUACCAGGAGUACCGGAAUCCUCCGUUUGGGGAUCGGCCCUACAAGCGACCGCUCAUCUACUGGCACAUUUUUGCCUUCCGGCUUGCCUUCAUAGUGAUCUACCAGAACGUGGUCAGCACCGUGCAGGGGCUGGUGAACUGGAUCAUUCCGGACACUCCGAGCCGUUUGCAGGAGCAAAUCAAACAGGAACAGUACUACAUCAAUCAGCGCAUCAUGUCCGGAGAGAGAACGAAAGCUAAGCGCACGGUUAGAUCGUUGGAUUCGGUUGCAGAAUCUGAUCCGGUUGGAAAUGGCGUAUUAACUCAUUAAGUGGAUAGAAAGCUUUGACGUCCAAUGUGUAAUUAUAGAUCGUCGUCAUAGUCGUUUGAGGGAGUCAGAAAUAAUGAAAAUAAGUUACAGCCAACAUGCGGUAAAAUUUCUAACUGAUUAUUGUGUAAUGAAGCAGGCAUGUUUGUUGUAUAUUUUUGCUGAUGAAUUAAUAGUUCCAUAGGUAUAAAUUUGUGUGUAAGAUAUGAGUUAGAAGUUCCUAAAUUUUGCUUUUUUUUAACCAGUUUUUUUCCUUCUUUGCGAUAAAUCAUUCUUCAUUUUAAGUUUUCUUAUAUUUUUUCCUAUAUACCGUUUUG